This is a messenger RNA of Pangasianodon hypophthalmus (striped catfish), 2480 nucleotides long. It is a transcript of the gene inpp5ka, whose product is annotated as inositol polyphosphate-5-phosphatase Ka. Gene Ontology annotation, biological process: negative regulation of peptidyl-serine phosphorylation; phosphatidylinositol dephosphorylation; negative regulation of phosphatidylinositol 3-kinase/protein kinase B signal transduction. Gene Ontology annotation, cellular component: endoplasmic reticulum; plasma membrane; cytoplasm. Lineage: Eukaryota; Metazoa; Chordata; Actinopteri; Siluriformes; Pangasiidae. The transcript has 14 exons. The record is from RefSeq and is a predicted model, not a curated record. Gene Ontology annotation, molecular function: phosphatidylinositol-4,5-bisphosphate 5-phosphatase activity; inositol bisphosphate phosphatase activity; phosphatidylinositol-3,4,5-trisphosphate 5-phosphatase activity. The coding region runs from base 121 to 1635 and encodes 504 amino acids.
AUUUAGGAGUGAGCCGAUAGCGUCCGACUGUAAACAGUGAGGAAGUGGGCGGUGCGGUUAAAGAGUUUACUACAGUCCUAAACCAGUGGAGUAAAGACCUGCAGGCUGUGGAGGGACUGGAUGCGGAAUUAUUCUGUAUUUUAUGGUGAUGAGAUGGAGCAGGAAACUUUAAAAGCACUGAACUCUCUCAGACUGGAGCAGAAGAGGCACAACAUCGACACUUUCAGGCUCUUCAUGGUCACGUGGAAUGUGGCUACAGCAGAGCCUCCUGAUGACAUCGCGUCCCUGUUGCAGCUUAAUGCCCCGAAGAAAGCAGACCUCUAUGUGAUCGGUUUACAGGAAGUGAGAGCAGCACCUCUGAAGUUCGUCACAGAUCUGGCUUUUGGAGAUUCAUGGAGCUGCUUGUUCAUGAACACGUUGAGUCCUCUGGGCUAUAUUAAAGUGUCCUCUGUGAGGAUGCAGGGUCUGCUUCUGCUGUUCUUUUCUAAGUUAGAGCACGUCCCCUUUAUCAGAGACAUCCGGACCACAUACACUCGCACUGGGAUCUAUGGAUACUGGGGUAAUAAAGGAGGGGUGAGCAUCCGUCUCUCUUUCUAUGGUCAUUCGCUCUGCUUCCUCAACUGUCACCUGGCAGCCCACAUCCAUAACGCCUCUGAAAGAGUGGAGGAAUUUGAGCACAUUCUCAACUCCCAGACGUUUGAUGGCAAAAACACUCCAUCUGUUUUAGACCACAAGCUCCUCUUCUGGUUUGGAGACUUGAAUUUUCGUAUUGAAGACCAUGGGAUGCACUUCAUUCGCAAUUGCAUCAACAGCAAGAAUUUCAACCUGCUCUGGUCUAAAGACCAGCUGACUAUGAUGAAGAAGAAGAUUCCCAGACUGCAGCAGUUUGAGGAAGGACCCCUUGAUUUUCAGCCUACCUACAAAUUCGACUUGAACUCUGAUAAAUAUGACUCGAGGCUACAGACGGCUUGGUUUGGUCUAAUUGCAAAAAAGCGGAAGCCCGCAUGGUGCGAUCGGAUCCUGUGGCGCAUGAACCCCAAACCUCCACCCGAGAAUGCAGAUAAAGAGCGUGAUGAUGAUGGUGAUGAUGACGAAGAGCAGAAGCAGAAACAGCUUGAGGAGCCAUUGGAUGAAUUUCCUCUCAAUUUAGUGCAGGACACUUACACCAGCAACAUGGAGUACAGCAUCAGUGACCAUAAACCCGUCACUGGCAUCUUCAGACUGGAGCUGAGGAAGGUAUACGAGACUCCACUGGUGCAUGUGUGUGCUGAGGGUGAAUGGAGUGCAGACCUGGACGCUUUGGUGACCUACAGCCCUCUGGAGCAGUUUUCAUCCAGCGCCUGGGAUUGGAUUGGCCUUUAUAAGGUUGGAUUCCAGAGCAUUUCUGACUACAUCACCUAUACCUGGGUAAAAGAUGACCAGGUGGCCCUCAGUAAUGAGCUCAUCCAGGUUUAUGUGAGCAAGGAGGAAAUCCCGGUUCUAGGUGGGGACUGUGUACUGUGCUACUACAGUAGUAACCUGCAGUGCAUUGUGGGUAUUAGUGAACCCUUCAAAGUUCACGAGUCACGAGCAGCGAUUGAAGAGGGAUUCUUACUUGAGAAUAUUAACAAACUCGACCAGGCUUUGGCCAGUUAGGACCACAUGAAGGAGCCAUUUUGAAGUUGAUCAGUGUUGGAUGCUCCUUCUGCAUCGUAUAAAAAAAACCUGAAGAAUUUAUUAAGCAAGUGCAAUUUUAUCCGAGCAUAAAACUUUCUUUUUUUUUUUUCAAAUUGAUCCGGUUUUCUUCUUUCUUCUUUGCCUUUGUGUCUUAACUUUUCCUGUGCUGCCUUUUUCCCAGUGAUAUUUGUUGGCCCUAUAAUUAUUUUAACUACAAGCCUAUAAAAAUUUCUUUAAACCUUGUACACAGAGUCUAAAAGAAAACUUUAAUUUGGAACAAUUUUGAGGAGUACAUUUUAUUUAUAUAGCUUUGUAGAGAGUGUAAGAUUUUUAAGGUGUCUUAACUGCUUUUUUUUUCAGCUCCAUUUUAAUGAUAUACUGUAAUCCCUGUCAUCAGUGUUAUUAUUAGUUUGUCACAUUUAUUUAAAUCUGUUACAAAGGAAGAAUGUAAUGUAGAAAAAUAUUAUUUUGCACUGAUUUCACUGACACAAAAUGUGUAGUUUGUACAAUGCGUAACGUUAUGUUAUGUUAUGAUAUAUGCUGUUAUUGGCUGAGAAUUAUUUUACUUGUAUUACUUUUAUUUCUGUGUUUAUUAGUAUGUUGUGUCAAGCCAGAUGUGCCAGAUGUGUCCACAUUAUUACAGAUGUUUUGGUUAUACAUAAUGUGUAGGGUUAUUUGAAUAUAUGACUAGACUGAUUUGUUGACAUUUAACUGUAUUUAUAAUUUAUAUUGUACAAAAGAUAUAAAUUAUAACUCACAUUUCUUUAUCUGUAUAAACUAAGCUGUUUUCUAGAUGUGCGAGAAUACAUAACAACAUGCUGAAA